CAACUAUUAAAACUCGACAACUUCACCCCUUGUGUCAAAUUCUGUUUAAAAAUUGGACGGCAACGAGUGAAAGGACAAUUAUACCCUUUCGUAUGUUAAAAAUAGUUUUCGUACUGAGAAUCACUAAAUCACUCGCACUUCUCUUCUACCCUUUACAUCGCCGACCCUCUCACUCCUCUCCUCUGAAAACCAGUUGAGAGAACAGAAAACCAGUCGAGAACACCAGUCGAGAAACACGAUGAGAACCCUACAACCCACAUGAAAUCAUCGACUUCCACCCACAACCGACAGCUUAAUUUCUGCUCGCAGCUUCGAAAACCCUAAAGUGUGGACAAACAACCGGCCGUUUCUGCGAUGUCCACCAUAGAAAACAAUCUUGACUUUAGGUGUACUUUGGAAAUUCAUGUUGGUGGUAAACUUGUGAGGGGGGCCCAGGUUGAAUACUUGGGUGGGUUUGUUGCACAAAGCAAGGAGUGUGAAGUGGCAGUGGAAACAACAGUGAUUGGAGGACAUGAAAUUGAAGUGCCAGAGGAAACAAGAGCCAAUAGUGGGAGAGGUGGUGGUAGAGGAGGGAGAGGAAGUCGAGGGAAGAUUGCCAGAGGAGGUAAGAGUGCUAGAGGAGGGAAGACUACUAGAGGAAGUGGUGCAAUGGUGGUUGGAGGCACGGGAAGAGGUGGUGAUCCUGCAUCAAAGCAUGGCACUAUUGCCCCAAGAGGUAAAGGAAGAGGAAGGGGUGGAACCUCUGCUCCACUUCAUGGAGUUAUGAUUAGAGAAACAAAUCCAAACACUAGGACCCAUGUUGGAAGAGACAAAGGUGUAAACUGUGGGAAGGGUAAACAACCCAUAGUUUAUAGAGGCAAAUCACCAACAACAAGGUUUGGAGGUGCUCCAAUGGUGGGUCUGCCACCACCACAGGGAUGGAGAAGAUCCACAAGGAUGGGGAAUGCCCUUUUUUGGACUCAGCCAGAAACAACUUCAUCUGCAGCAUCAUGUGGCAGUGGUGGUGGAAGUGGCAGUGCCACAAUGCCGACCACUCAACCAUCAAGUUCAACCCCAAGUACCCAGAAAUCAGCCACUUGAAUCUGCUUUACGGAAUGGAUUAGGAUAAGUCUUUUAGAACCAAUGUGUAAUGUUUAGGAGUCUUUUGGUUUAGGAUAAGUCUUUUGGCACCAAUGUGUAAUGUUUACACACAGUUGGAACAAUGUGUAAUCCAUUAACUAUUACUUUAAUGUUUCUUUUAUGGGUUGGAAUUCAAAUAUUAGCUAUUGUAUGCAAUCAAUGUAAUGUGACACUUGACUGGAAUACUUAUUGGGCCAUUUUUAUUGGCUUGCCAA
Molecule: messenger RNA, 1334 nt
Organism: Rhododendron vialii
Lineage: Eukaryota; Viridiplantae; Streptophyta; Magnoliopsida; Ericales; Ericaceae
Exons: 4
Coding region: 355-1080 (241 amino acids)
Source: RefSeq, a predicted model, not a curated record